UGUAGAAAACUAUACUUCCCAUAAACCCCUUGCUCAAUACCACGGAAGUACGCGAUACUUGGCGUGAAACUGUUAUCAGGAAAGCUCAAGUUCUGAUAAUGUUUCGUUAGUUUAUUCACGCUCGGUUACCACCAAAAGAGCUAAGAAAUUGUGAGUGUCUAUAAAAACAUGGCGACUGUCGUAUUUAUUAAAAAUGCAGCACAGGUUAUGUCGAGGAGGUGUUUUAUGUAUAAUUUAAAGGGGCUGUCAAGAGUUGGAGAGUGUCAUUCGUCAGUUUCCUUUUGCGGUAGUCGCUUGCCACUGACAUGGUCGUCCAGGACUACCGGAGUACGGUACAUGUCCCACGGGACUGCAAGCAGGUCGGCAGCCGGCGGACGAAACAGCAGGCGCGGAGUGCUGGCGCUGACAGGGGCAGCGGCAGUCACCACAGCCGCUGCAGUCGCAGGUUUCUUGGCCAACGUUCACCACUUCCAGCGGGCCGAGAUGGCGACUCUGGUACCUCAAGUGGCCGAAGAGGAGAAGCACCAAGAGGAGGGCGACAUAUUGGCCAGGUGCAGGGGCUUCAUGUCGCCCCCGGUCACUGACGUCGCCGUCCUGCAGAGGCGGAAAGGCGAGAUGUGCACCAGGAUGGAGAUGCUCAUCAUGCAGACGCAGGCCGACUUCUGCAAAGCUUUAGAGAAAGUGGAUGGUGGGACGUUCAAGGUGGAUCGAUGGGAAAGAAAAGAAGGUGGUGGUGGGAUUAGCUGCGUGAUGCAGGAUGGAAAAGUGUUUGAGAAGGCCGGAGUCAACGUGUCAGUGGUGUUUGGAAACUUGACUGAAGAGGCAGCCAAGCAGAUGAGGAGCAGGGGCAAGGUCCUCAAAGGAAAAGAUGGCAAGCUGCCAUUUUGUGCCAUGGGCGUGAGCUCUGUAAUCCACCCCAAGAACCCGCACAUCCCCACAGUGCACUUCAACUACAGAUACUUUGAGAUCGAGGAAGAAGACAGCUCCAAACAGUGGUGGUUUGGCGGCGGCACCGACUUAACUCCGGUUUACGUCAGUAAAGAAGACGCACUUCAUUUCCACAGCACCCUAAAAGAAGCCUGUGACAAGCACCAUCCGCAGUACUACCCUGACUUCAAGAAAUGGUGUGACAGAUACUUCUUCGUCCGGCACAGAGGAGAAACUCGGGGCAUCGGUGGGAUCUUUUUCGACGACCUGGACGGCCCCAGUCAGGAGGAGGCUUUCGGAUUCGUCAAAAGCUGCGCCCGCACCGUGGUGCCCUGCUACCUGCCCAUCGUCUACAAACACCUCAAUGAUCCUUUCACUGCUGAGGAGAAGGACUGGCAGCAGGUGCGUCGAGGAAGGUACGUUGAGUUCAAUCUGGUGUACGAUCGAGGAGUCAAGUUUGGCUUGGCCACGCCAGGAUCCCGAAUUGAGAGCAUCCUCAUGUCUCUCCCGCUCACUGCCAGGUGGGAGUACAUGCACGAGCCCGCCCUCGGUACCCGAGAGGCUGAGAUGCUGGAGGUUUUAAGGAACCCAAAGGAGUGGGUGUGAGCACCUUGUUGUUUACACGUCAGUAUGUACAGAGCAUGCAUGCUGUUCUUGAAAAAUACCUGGUUUUAACUAAAUAAUUGUUUGGGUUUUUUUGUUUUUGUAAUAACUGUUGUCAGUCACUGAAAGGCUAAGUGAAAAAAAAUAUAUCAACAGAAAAUGUACUGGUACAUUGCCUGCUAUUGGCACCUUAUGUUGACACGUCCCUUUGUGUGGAGGCUAAAAGUAGUUCGCCCUACUUGAAGCGCUCGUUGCUCUUCUGUGCCUUCUGUUUGUUUUGUAUUCUUACACCCACAUGUAAAACAGAAACGAACUUGAACAUUAAUGCACUAGCUUCGUUUGAAUGUGUCAAUUUGUGUUGGCAGUUUUCUUUGUUUUUCUGGUUAUUACUACACCUAAGGUGAAAAGUUUUGAGACUUCAUUCAGUAGGAUGAGAAAACGUCUCAAAACCUUUGAUCCCAUGUGUAACUGACCAGUUAAGGGUUUGCCUUUUGCAGCAGGUUUCAUAAUUGCAUAAUGCGACAUGUUUAUAAAAAAAAAAAAAAAAAACACCACAGAAAUAUGAAAUCGUGAACGAUAUGAUUAAUUCAUUGCGAUAAACUAUCUUUCAUCAAUCGAUCCAAUUUCCAUUUUUUUUGUUCCUGCUUUCUACAUAUAUAGUAAAUAUCAAGAAUUUUGAGUUACA
Molecule: messenger RNA, 2215 nt
Organism: Corythoichthys intestinalis (scribbled pipefish)
Lineage: Eukaryota; Metazoa; Chordata; Actinopteri; Syngnathiformes; Syngnathidae
Gene: cpox
Product: coproporphyrinogen oxidase
Exons: 7
Coding region: 169-1533 (454 amino acids)
Cellular component (GO): cytoplasm
Molecular function (GO): coproporphyrinogen oxidase activity
Source: RefSeq, a predicted model, not a curated record